CAAUACUCUGCCUCUUCUUCACCUCUUCCCUUCCCGAACUCAAUUCAUCACUCAAAGAUGCCUCCAGCCCCAGGAAGGAGAAAGGGUCUCACCCCCAUUCAGAAAUGGGAGCUAUGUUUGCUGAGAGCUCAAAAUCCUACCAUGAAGCUUGGCGAGUUCGCGGAGCUUCCCGCCUGUCCUCGGAGACCAGACGGGAGGCCUUUGCCUAUUUCCAGUAUCUCGGAUCACCUGAAGGGAUGGGAGGAAAGGGUGAAGCAUGGACCACCCGAAGGGACCGAUGCGAACAAGGUUAAGGGCCGGUCUGCCAUGUUUCCUCUGUUUGAAUACUUUCUCGUCAGUUGGAUCGAUGCAGCCGCUGCCGAACACGUUUACAUCAACGACGAUGCCAUCCGCGAGCAGGGGAAAAUAAUUCAGAAACGCCUUACCGAGCUGCCCGGAUGCAAGGAAAAUUACGAGAGCUUUGACAUGAGCUCCGGUUGGCUGCAAGGAUUCAAACAGAGGCACAAUGUUGUUCUCAAGAAAAAGAACAAAGACCUCGUCGAUCCAGCCGAGAUUCCUGGUCACCAGAUGGGCAUGACCAUGCAGUUGGAGAAGUUUGCUCCAAGGGACCGCUUCAAUUGUAGCGACCUCAGGCUCGAGCUCACCAGACUCCCGGAAACAGUUCCCGAUAGAAGGAGAGUCACCGUUUUCCUCUGUGUGAAUGCUGAUGGAUCAGAGAAACGGCGGGUGCUCGUCGUCAAUAGAGUUGCCACUCCAUUGUCAUUCAGCCAGGAAAAGGUCAAUCCAGCCAACCUUCCAGUAAUCUAUAGAUACAGUCAGAGGCCCUGGUAUACUGGAUUAUGGUAUGACUUUCUCCGUACCUUCGACAUGGAAAUACGCGCGGAAAAGCGACAUGCUGUCCUCUUAUGCCAGACUUCUCCCUCUUACCCUCCCCCCACACAACCCCCCCACUUCUACAAAGGACCUCCGCCUCCGGUGUUGACGAAUAUUACUCUAAUAUUCCUCCCAUCAAAUCUUCCAAUGAGCUUACAGCCCUUAGACCAGGGUAUUAUAGCUUGUUUCAAGGCAACCUACCGACGGAUGUAUGUUCAGGCACUGGCGCUCCAUCGUACAUUGACGGGCGCAGGCCGUAGUAAGCUCACCCACCUUGAAUGCAUCGGCAUGAUUGCCUCCGCGUGGCAAGCCAUCCCCCCUCGUACAAUCGUUCGUUGUUGGCAGAUCUCUGGAAUAUGCCAAGACCUUAUGCGCGAGGAAGUCAGCGAGGAAUUUAAGCCCGAACGUUAUAUCCUUACUCAAGAGUCGUUGUGUGGACGCUGUGUUCGUCAGAUCAUGCCACAUACACACGGGGAAUCGUUUCGCCAGUUCUGGCAGUUGGACGAGAGUCUCCCUUCCGAAGGAACAGCUCCCGAUGCGGUUAGACUUAUCGAUGAGGCUGUUGCGGCCGGAGUACUCGAGCACGGCCCCGAUGGCAUUAACCUGAAUGAUAUUGAGACCGGAGAGGGUGACCCAAUGCCUGAAGAGAUUAUAUCAAGUCAGACGGCCAUCAAAUACCUCUCUCAGGUAAACCGGUAUCUACGCUCAUUGCCGGAAACUGAAUUAAGAGUACCCCAAGGGCGCAGUAUCGCCACCAGGGGCGCCAUAGAGCACAAUUCCAGAAUUAUCUCGGGAGUUUUUCAGCACAUCGAUAAUAACAAGCCCAGUUCCAGAAAGGGGUCUUCAAGGAUAGAUACUGAUGGGCCGGAAAAAGAGCCGCAAGAGCAAUGGGAUACAGAAACCAUAAGCCAAGUCUAUCCGAGUCUCUUGAUGUCUUGAGUGUUAUGCGAAGGGAUAGGGUUGUUGGUGUGGAAUUGAUGAGUGUAUUUUUCAGUCAAAGCACAUGCACCAAAGCCGCCAGUUGAGCUAUCUUGCUAUUUAAUUCUCUAUUUCUCCAUGUACACAA
Messenger RNA from Tuber melanosporum (Perigord truffle), 1939 nucleotides. RefSeq lists its product as uncharacterized. The record is from RefSeq and is a predicted model, not a curated record. Lineage: Eukaryota; Fungi; Ascomycota; Pezizomycetes; Pezizales; Tuberaceae. Gene Ontology annotation, cellular component: nucleus. The transcript has 3 exons. The coding region runs from base 307 to 1812 and encodes 501 amino acids. Gene Ontology annotation, molecular function: DNA binding.